Messenger RNA from Tribolium madens (black flour beetle), 3734 nucleotides. RefSeq names its product zinc finger protein 271. Lineage: Eukaryota; Metazoa; Arthropoda; Insecta; Coleoptera; Tenebrionidae. The transcript is spliced from 2 exons. The record is from RefSeq and is a predicted model, not a curated record. Bases 306 to 3368 code for a protein of 1020 amino acids.
UGUUGUGUAGGUUAUUUUGUCGUUAACCUAAUUUCGUUCCGGGCUUGUUUCUUGUGUUUUCUGCGGCAAAUUUCCGGUUCAGUGUUCCAAACAGCGGCAAAUUGUCGAAAAUCCGUUCGCCAAUUGCGCCCCUUUCGAACACGGGGCCUUUGCUGCUGUUCGACCACAACACGAAACGACAAGUCAAGCAGCCAUUGCUCAUUGUAAAGUGAAGGUCGACGCUGAGUCCGUAAAGCUUGGUUAGGUUGUCGUUUUCCGCUGUUAAAACCCAUAUUUUGAAAAUAUGCUGUUGACGUGCGUUCACCAUGGAAGAUAAUUUCGCUCUAGCUUGGGACGAUUCGACGGCCGUCGUUCAAGGCGAGGAGGUAAUUUGCAGCAUCGAAAAUGAAAUUCUUCCCGCCGAAACGGAAGAAUUUACCGGUAUCCAACAGACGGAAGAGGAAGCCACCGAGGUAGAAACAGUCGCCGAACCCGAAGGCAAUAUCGUUUAUAUAACGGAAGAUAAUGUUCUUGUUAUGCAACCAACGCAAACAGUCAACUUCGAAGAUGAUUUCAUGGAAGUCAAUGAAGACGUUUCCGAAGAAGUUGCUGAAGAAAUCAGCGAAGAAGUUGUAACUGAACAAUGGGACGAAAGUUGUCCAGAAGAAAUUGUUGUCGGAUCAGAAGAAGCUGUCGGUGGCGAUGAUGAACAAGCAAAUGAAGAUUUCGAUAUUCCGUUGCCGACCGAUCAGGAUGAAUAUACGGCAUCCAGGCCAUAUCCCUGCGACUUUUGUAGUCGGCGAUUUAGGAAGAAGGCGAAUUUGAUGAACCACAUGGUGGCACAUCAGACUGAUAGACCCCAUGGGUGUAAUCUUUGCGGGGUUAGAUAUAUUAGAAAGUGUGAUUUGAUGAAUCACUUGAAAGUUCACGCGUAUAUUCCUGAAACGGACGGAUUGGAGGAAGAAGAUGUUCAACAGUUGGAUGAUUCUGAUGGAGAAAAGAGGCCCAAAAGGAGGGCUUUCUCAAGAAGGAAGAAGAAUAAAAUUAAGGAAGAAUACGAUGAUGAAGGUGAUGAUACUGUGGCUUCGAGUUCACGUUCGUACAAUUACGUCGAUGAAGACAUGCGACUUAUGGAGGCUAUGGAAAACAAUGUCAAAGGAGAUUAUACCGAUUAUAGCGAUUAUAUGACUGAGAAUCAGCCAGUGGAGGUCAGAUAUCCCAUUACUGACCCUCGAAAACCUUUUGUUUGUCAGCAUUGUGGUGUCGGAUUUGCUCGAGAGAAGGCCUUAGCUUCGCAUGCACGAAUCCAUGGCGGAGAUAGUCCUUUCGAGUGCCAGAAGUGCGGAGAGAUGUUUUGGGACGUGGCUUUAAUGCGCGAACAUCUCCGCAGCAAACACGGAGACAUUGAAGAUUUUGACGAUGACGAAGAUGAAGACUACUCAGAGGAAGAAACUAAAUAUGGAACUUUCUAUUGCUCGACAUGUGGUCUUUCCUUUCACCGACAAGAUAAUUUGAAGAGACAUCAAAGAGUGCAUAUUAAAGAGGAAUUUAUAAAUGAUCACGAGUUUGGCCAUAUUUGUAACGUAUGCGGUGAGUCCUUUCAGGAAGCUUUAGAUUUAUUGGCACAUGCAGAAGUACAUGCUCGAGGAUCAGAACACCGUUGCAUGAUCUGUGGAGAGGUGUGCAGUGACGAUCAGGCUGUUGCUGUUCACGUUCAAGCAAAACAUGGAAAGAAUCUCCCGCCAAACACUUGUAUGUUGUGUGGACGCACUUGCAAGGAUCGACGUACGCUGCUGAAACAUUCAUGGGAGCAUUCGAAAGAAAAAAGUUUUGCUUGCUCCAAGUGUGCUAAAACUUUCCAUAAUAAAGCACGUCUAAAACGUCACAUGUUGUCACACAGGAACAAAAUCGUAACGUGUGACGUAUGCGGAGAAGAAUUCCCCGAUGGUCGCUCUUUAAUGAAUCACAGACACAGUCAUAGUAGUCUGUCUGGACGACAAUUUCCUUGUUUGGAGUGUGGAAAGACGUUCGGAUCGCGGAGCUCGCAACAGAUCCAUAUAAGGAUCCAUACCGGGGAGCGUCCGUAUGGAUGUCGAUUUUGUUGGAAGGCUUUUGCUGACGGGGGGACUUUAAGAAAACACGAAAGAAUUCACACGGGAGAGAAACCUUAUGCUUGUGCCGUCUGUCCCAGAGCUUUCAACCAAAGAGUUGUAUUAAGGGAGCACAUUAGGUCACAUCAUUCUGGACCCGAUCCCAAAUACACCCACAGUGUGACUCCUUAUUGUUGUUCUGUGUGCUCAGACAUGUUUGCCACUUCUCAGGAUCUUAUUGUGCAUUUGAUCCAUCAUUGCGAUUUGAAUACAGCAAUGAAAAGGCAACCACAAGUCGGCCCGAGAAAGUAUAAAAGGAGAAGGAAAUUAAAACCACACGAACUUGAAAUGAUUUCAAAUAAACCCGAUGAAGAAGUUGAGGAGGAAGAAGAACAACAUUACACCGACUCAGAAGACGAAAGGGAAUUAAGAAAGAAAAAUAACAAAAAGAAUAAAAAAGGUUCGCCUAAACCGACUUUGAACGAAACGUACACAGAUUUGUACAACAGUUGUUCUUCUGCUAUUGAGAACAUAAAUUCUAUAGUAAAUUCAAAAUCAGCUUCGAAAUCAAAAAGAAAACUCAAGGCUGAGCCCCCGGUUCCGUCAAGACCUAAAAUGAUCCAUACUCAAAAAACCCGCGUUCCUGUCGAAACAGGUGAAGAUGGAAAAAUUCGACACAAAACAAAAACUCUAGUGACGCGGACCCAACCGACUGAGUUGAAGUCAGCUACUGGCGAGAGGAUAAGGCCUCGAACUAAAAACGUCAGUUAUCACAUUCUUAAUUCGGAGAAACUCCCAUUAGCUACGUUCCCUGAGGACGAUACAGAGCAAGCGGUCAAUAGUUUACUGAAAGAGGAUCAGAAUUUCGAUCAGAGUAAUGGAAUUGUGUACAUGGAACAAGCCGAGACGCCACCGGAAGUGGCUUCUGAACAAAUCGUCGAGACAGAUAACGGUCCAGUGCCAACAAACAUAAUAAAGGUAUCGUCGACACCACCGCGAUUGCAGAGCUUGCGACCGGGACGUACUAUUAUAGGACCGGGGAGUAAAGUCGUGCGAUUGGUUAAAGGAGGGAUGAUUAUAACAAAGAAUAAAAAGACAGAGCCGGAGAACAUACUUCCCGAUCUUGAGAACACAGAAAAGGAGGAAAUGAGGGUCAAGCAAGAGGUUGACCCGAGUCCGUUGCACGAAUUAGCUGAAUUAUCGAUGCAACAUGCGCAAAACAUGUUCAAAUGUGAAAUGUGCAGUGCUGUUUUUGACGAUAGAGCCAAACUGUUGGAUCAUGUGCCGAUUCAUAUAUGAUUGUAAAUACGUUUUGUUUUUGCCCUGUCUCGAUGAAGAAGUUUGUAUUAAGUUGUAUUAAGUGAUUCAGGCCCAUACAUUUUUACGAGGUUUCUUAUUUGAUAGUUAAGAUCGGACGGGAAUUGCGAGCUGUACAACUCUUCAAUAUAUUUUUGUAUUAUUUUCUAUGGAGGAAAAGUUUUUGCAGUGACACGUUUUAAUAUUUCUUUAAGUAAUUGCAAACUAUUGUAGCAAACUAAGAUGUAUUUUAAUCUCUUUGUAACGAUUUUACUAGUUUUUAUGUAUAUAAUAGAGAUAUAAUGCACUAGCAUGUAGAAACUGUAAGUUGUAUGUUAUUCAUGGAAAUAAAUCAUUGGUUAGGCAUAA